AAAUCGACCGUCACCAAAGCCUCUAUUAAUUAAUUGAUUGCUCAAGAUGGCGCCCGCCCAACCUGAGCUGAAGAAGUAUCUCGACAAGAGGCUGUUUGUCCAGCUUAACGGAAGCCGAAAGGUCAUCGGUGUACUCCGUGGAUACGAUGUCUUCUUGAACAUCGUAUUGGACGAGGCGGUCGAGGAGAAAGACGGCGGCGAGAAAAUUAGGCUCGGCAUGGUGGUCAUCCGUGGCAACUCCGUGGUCAUGCUGGAGGCUCUGGAGAGAAUCGGCGGCGACGACAGGCAGAACCGAUAAUUUGGGGCGGCAACAAGAUGGUGAAUGGAUGCCUGAAUAUGCUUGUUUGGCGUUUACGGAAACGAUACGAAGAGGCGAUCAUGGGACUUGAUACGAACGUCUAUUGUUGCUAGAUUUUUGGUUUUUAUCCGAGCUCAAGAAAAAGAAAACGAAAUGCACCCCCUCCAACCAGGAACCUCGCGGCUACUUGCUCUGUGAACCC
Molecule: messenger RNA, 500 nt
Organism: Trichoderma harzianum CBS 226.95
Lineage: Eukaryota; Fungi; Ascomycota; Sordariomycetes; Hypocreales; Hypocreaceae
Exons: 4
Coding region: 47-298 (83 amino acids)
Biological process (GO): mRNA splicing, via spliceosome; spliceosomal snRNP assembly
Cellular component (GO): P granule; U2 snRNP; U2-type prespliceosome
Molecular function (GO): RNA binding
Source: RefSeq, a predicted model, not a curated record